UUCAUGCUCACACCAGUGAACAUUUCCUCCUAUCUUUCCCAUUUGUGGGCAGCUUUAGUUGAGUAAUCUCCCAUAAGAUCUUAUCUCCUCUGUUGCAGUUCCUUUACGUCUAUGUUAUUUAGAUGCCUAUCUAAAGCUUUCUCAGUGUAAUACAGAAGUGAGCAAGAAUUUAAAAACUCUCUGAAUUGGUAAAUUUGUUAAUGUGUACGUCUGGAGCUGUGAACAGCUUAAUCCUAUUAAAAGACGUGACGUUCAUCGAAAUUGUUUCCGGUUUAGGAUCUGAGUUUCAUUUUUAUAGCUAUGUUUUUCAAGAUUUGGGUGGCAGAGAGAUUGAAGCAGAGGAGAGCCGUGAUGAAGUUCUUGUGGGUGCUUGGUCUUGUAACAGCACUUGUUUUCAGCAAAUGGGUUGACGGGUUUCUGAAGAAGAGUCUUAAUAAGACAGAGCUGUCUUUGUUGGAGACCUAUGGAGGCUCCAAUGCUGCAAAUAACACAUUAAUGGUAGAGUUAACCCUCAUUGAAGGAGCUGGUGCUAAAGGAGCAGUCUGCUUGGAUGGAACAUUACCUGCUUAUCAUUUGCAUCCUGGACAUGGGUCAGGUGCAAAUAGUUGGCUCAUUCACUUGGAGGGAGGAGCAUGGUGUAACGACAUCCGGAGUUGUUCUAACCGCAAAAAUUCAGCAUAUGGAUCUUCAUCACUCAUGGAAAAAGAGAGGGCAUUUACUGGAAUACUAAGCAAUGAAGCUGAAGAUAAUCCUGAGUUUUUCAACUGGAAUAGAGUAAUGCUUCGCUAUUGCGAUGGUGCUUCUUUUUCUGGGGACAGUGAAAACAAGGAAGCCAACCUGCAAUUUAGAGGACAGCGUAUAUGGUUGUCUGCGAUGGAAGAUUUGAUGUUGAAGGGCAUGCGCUAUGCCAAUCAGGCUCUUCUUACUGGUGGCUCUGCUGGCGGUCUGGCAUCCAUUUUGCACUGUGACGAGUUUCGGGGCUUAUUUCCCACAACUACAAAAGUGAAGUGCAUGAGUGAUGCUGGAUUUUUUCUUGAUGCGGUUGAUAUUUCUGGUGGACGCACACUCAGGAAUUUAUAUACUGGUGUUGUAGGCUUGCAGGGGGUGCAAGAAAAUCUGCCACAUUACUGCACUAGCCACCUCGAUCCUACUUCGUGCUUCUUCCCUGAGAACUUAAUCGCCAACAUCACAACCCCGUUAUUUAUACUCAACGCAGCAUAUGAUUCAUGGCAGAUACAAAACAGUUUAGCUCCUUUAUCAGCAGAUCCCCACGGCGACUGGAACGGUUGCAGAUUAAACCUUGCAAGUUGUUCUCCAUCCCAAAUGCAAUUUCUGCAAGGAUUUAGGAACCAAAUGUUGGAUGCAUUAAAACAAUUCUCAAUGUCUGAUCAAAAUGGGAUGUUCAUAAAUUCAUGUUAUGUGCACGGUCAAACGGGGCAAGGUGCAUGGUUUGCUCCUGAUUCUCCUGCUGUUGGAAACAAGACAAUUGCAGAAGCAGUUGGAGAUUGGUAUUUUGACCGAGCAGAAGUUAAGGUUGUUGAUGAAACUUGCCGCCGUCUGGUUCCUCCAGUGACAGCAUAGUUAUAUCAAUUCGCUCAUUUCCAUGGUCAUCCUAUUAUCCCCUGUGCUUAAUAAAACAACUUUGUAAUGCAAUUGAAAUCAAUGGAAUUCUUUCUACGAUGAACAUUGAAAAUUAACAAUGAACAUUACCGUUUUCAAGGA
Prunus persica (peach) is the source of this 1722-nucleotide messenger RNA. RefSeq names its product pectin acetylesterase 12. Gene Ontology annotation, cellular component: plant-type cell wall. Gene Ontology annotation, biological process: cell wall organization. The record is from RefSeq and is a predicted model, not a curated record. The transcript is spliced from 12 exons. Lineage: Eukaryota; Viridiplantae; Streptophyta; Magnoliopsida; Rosales; Rosaceae. The coding region runs from base 301 to 1581 and encodes 426 amino acids. Gene Ontology annotation, molecular function: pectin acetylesterase activity.